CUGCCAAAGAGGCAAGGCUGCUCUGCUCUCUGUGUGUUGGAUGACUGGGGCUUUCCCUCUUCUUAUUUCUGUCGCAUUUUUAGACAGACUGGGUUGAAUAAUUUAUUGUUGCUGGUGAGAAGGAAGGAGCGGUAUGGCUGGAAAGAGGUGACUACUGCCUCUGGAAAGAGGAGGUGACUACUGCCUUUGGUGGAUGCUUGUAUUUUUUUUUCUCUUUGUCAUGGUCAGCGGUGUUGUCACUGGUCAUGCUAACAUCUUGGUAGGGGGUUGUGAAGAGAGGAGCCACCUCCAACUGCUACUCUCCCCAGCUGGAGGAGCUACUGACUGUGCUACAGAGCUUGAUCUGUGAUGUAAACCAUCUCACCCUUCACUCCCCUGUUUCAAGCUACUGUGCAGGACAGAAAAGGCCGUUUUCAUGAAUCAAUAUUCGCUAGCUGAAGCCAUGACAGACAAAGGAAACUUCACGGUUCCGAAGCUGCUCCCGGAAUCCAACAUGGUGUUCGGAGUUCUAGGUGUGUUCCUGGGUCUACUCCUUGAGGUUUCUACACACGGACCCCACAGCAUUCCCCGGACCUCUUGGAAACACGAAGAGCUCAAGUUGGUGGAGUUUUCUGAGCCCGGCAUCUUCAACUAUUCCACUCUGUUGUUGAGUGAGGAUAAGGAUGUGCUGUACGUGGGAGCGAGGGAGGCCAUCUUUGAACUCCGCAUGACCAAUGUGUCAAUCAAGAACAACAAGGUUCAAUGGAAGGUCCCUGAAAACCACAUGUCGAUGUGCAUCGUAAAAGGAAAAUCUAAAGAGACAGACUGUCUAAACUACAUCCGGGUGUUACAAGUGUUGGACGACAAGCGACUGUAUGUCUGUGGGACACAUGCCUUUCAGCCUGUCUGUCACUACCUGUCCCUAAAGGAUUUCAGUCUGGAGGGUCCAGCGGAGGACGGGAGAGGGAAGUGUUCCUUUGACCCAUCUCAGAGCUUCACAACGGUCAUGGUUGAUGGAGAACUUUACUCUGGAACAUCGUAUAACUUCUUAGGAAGUGAGCCGAUCAUCUCCAGAUAUUCUCUUUCACAGAGUCUGUUGCGGACAGAGUAUUCAACGUCUUGGCUGAACGAACCCAGUUUUGUUUUUGCUGAUGUCAUCAGAGAGGGGAAGAACAGUGCAGAUGGCGAGGACGAUAAGAUCUACUACUUCUUCACUGAGGUGUCUGUGGAGUACGAGUUCUUUGGCAAGCUGCUCAUCCCCAGGAUAGCACGCGUCUGUAAGGGGGAUCUGGGGGGCCAGCGGACGUUACAGAAGAAAUGGACCAGUUUCCUGAAGGCCAAGCUGGUGUGUUCCAUGCCAGAGCUCAACUUUGUGUUCAACGUGGUUAAUGACGUGUUCAUACUGAAGACUGCUGACUGGAGAGAGACUGUCAUCUACGGAGUGUUCACAUCCCAGUGGGGAAACGUAGGGCUGUCUGCAGUGUGUGCCUACGACAUGUUGUCAGUAGAAAAUGUAUUCUCCAAUGGGAAGUACAUGCAGAAAGCCACAGUGGAACAGUCUCACACCAAGUGGGUGAGGUACAACGGGAUCACCCCCACCCCUCGCCCAGGAGCUUGCAUCAACAACCACCACCGUCUCCAGAACAUCAGCAGCUCUCUCCACCUGCCUGACAAGACCCUGCAGUUUGUUAAGGACCAUCCCUUACUGGAAGACCCCGUCCUUCCUAUCGGCAACGGGCCCAAACUCAUCACCAAGGACGUCAGCUACACCCAGAUCGCUGUGGAGAGGGUGCAGGCGCUGGACAAGAACGUAUAUGACGUCAUAUUCACUGGGACCGAUAAAGGAAUCCUGCACAAAUCGGUGGUGUAUGAUGGGCUGGUCCAUACAGUGGAAGAGAUUCAGCUUCUCCACAAAUCUGAGCCAAUCAAAACCUUGCUUCUGUCAUCACAAGGGGCGAGGUCCCUGUACGCUGGCUCGGACUCGGGCGUGGUGCAGUCUCCUACUGCGUUCUGUGACAAGUACCCAUCCUGUUCAGACUGUAUCUUGACCCGGGACCCUUACUGUGCCUGGGACCCAGACUCUUCCACCUGUGUCAACAUCUUCCACACCCAGGGCCUCACACACCGAAACUUGAUCCAGAGCCUUAAUGGGGAUGCAGACAAGUGUCCCUCAGUGCCAGGGCUCUCCGUGGAGAACUACCAGCGUGUGACAGUUAAACCAGGGAGUUCAGCUGAGCUGCCAUGCCUGGUUCAGUCCAACCUGGCCGUGGUGGUCUGGAAGCAGAACAGCAGCACCAUGACCGAGGCCUCCAAGUUCCACCUGAUGGGUGAGACAGGUCUGCUCAUUUACAGCGUGGCCCCAGAGGACCACGGCCUAUACGAGUGCUGGUCACUGGAGUGGGCCCCUGUUGCAGGGAAGAACUUCAGCCGCCUCCUGGCUGGGUAUGUCCUAGACGUGGAUGUCCCCAGGAGGCCUUCACCGCGAGGCCACCCCCCUCAGACCGCCAGCACCCUCGGCUCCGCUCACCCCCACCACCAGUCCACCGCUGCCACUGAAGGUAAUAACGGUAACACCGUGAGACCCCUCCCACUAACUUCAGCCCCUCCCAGCUCCACCGCCCUCACCUCACCACCACCCACUCACAGCGCCUCGUCAUCACUAACCAUGCGCCCCAGCAGCAGCAGCACCGCCAGGCUCCUUCCCCUCAGCUCCAGCGCUGUCCCGCUCCCAGAGACCCGGGACCCUGCGACAGAGUACCUCCAACACGACAACAGCAGUACUUUCUUCUUCCUCUUCCUCCUGUUCUUCCUCCUCUUCCUGGCUGCCCUGGUCUACAACUGUUACAUGCAGUACCUACCAGGGCCGUGUCUUCGUCUUCGUGCGGCUCUGCUGGGAAGCCAGAAGAAGCCCCAGUCCGAGUAUUUAGCCUGCGAGGCUGGCCUCAUGGAGCCUGUCACAGUAGACAAGCUGGACGUAAAGGAUCAGAUCCGCCUCACUCAGAAUGGGGUACAGCUCCGAGCCCUGAGAGACACCGGCUAUGAGACCGAGCCAGAGUGUAGCAACGGCAAGAUCCCCUCUCGCAGCUACGGGGGAGAGGACAGUCCUUCUAAAGAGAAGCCCUUUGACGUGGACUGUGACUCACAGCCUAUUGAAUAUGCAGACGCAGAUCAAGAAGCAUCACCGUACUAAAACAUGCACAUCUCGGCUUCUCUUUUUACCAGUGCAAGAAUAUUAAGGCUUGUUAUUUAUAGGGUUCUUCUCCCUUGCUGGCUCUCUCCACAUAGUGGGCCUAUACAUACAAACCUGUGUGUUAUACAUAAGCUCAGUGGCCACCUCUCUUUCAGAAGGACAGACUGAGGCAGAUUACUUCAGUUAUUAGGAGGUCAAGUCACACAUCCCGCUUGCCUUCAGAGAUUCUCUUACUCACUCUGGCUACCCCAAGAUCAAUAAAAUGUAGGACCUACUAACUAAAUAUUAAAAUCAUAGCCUAAUCUCUGUGCAAACCUGUAACCAUCUCGCUCUGCAUUUUUCCAGUAAGAAACGCUGAUUUUUAUUCCAAAUUGGAAACAUUGUUUACCAAAUUGGUAAGUUAACUUGUUUUCCAAAUUGGAGCCUUUUUCGUUAUUUUUUUUGUACAAUGCGGUGAGCUUCUUCUUUUAACGGUGUUAAAACAUAACAUGGGAACUUCUUCUUCUAAGGCUGUUAAAACAUAACUUGUUUGUUGUAUUUUUCUGAAUAUUCAGUGAAUAAGGCUAUUUGACAUAGUAGGUCAGCUGCUUUCCAUCUCAACUCAUAGGACGAGCUCCUAUAGAACCUCUAGGACGAUCUCCUCUAGAACCUAUAGUACCAUCUAAUCUAGAAUCUCUAGGAAGAUCUCCUCUAGAACCUCUAGGACGAUCUGUAAAUUCUCAGGGACGGUUUGUUAGUUCGCUCUAUGCCUUGUUCUCUGGUGGUUAGAAAAAGCUAUGUCGAUAAACAGACAACCACUGGUGGCCAGUGACUGACUGAUGGAAAAGGUGUGGUGAGAUCUAUAGAUAUUUAUACAAUGGGUGGGUCUAAUCCUGGACGCUAACUGAUUAAAACCGCAUUCCAACCGGUGUCUAUUCCACAAGUUACCACCGGCUAAAGCUGUAACGUUGAAAGGCCUAUUUACUCUGUUCCAUCUGACUGCUCAAUCCACUGUUUCAUCAGCCCAGACACUAUAAAAAGCAUCUUGACAUUAUCUACCAUUUCUUUAAGACUAGCAAUUGGUUUUCAGUAGUUUGUCUCUCUCUGACAUUUGCAACACUGUUUCAGUAUUGAAAUUCGAUCUUCAGCUGUCCCAUAGUAAUGAAUGUGUCGGGAUGAGACAGGCAGGCAGCUUUUCUCAGCCAGUCAAAAUCAUUAAUCAGCGUAAUUUUUAUAGAUGUAUACAAAGAAAUGUAAAUAGAAAACAGGUAGAACUAAAUGAAGUGCAGCUAGUUUGCAGUCUUUCCAGCUUCAGUUUGAAGUGAUUGUGUUAGCUGUGUUGUUGACUAGCUCCGCUGAACAACAGUGUCCUGAUGAGAGAGCACAUUUUCUAUCCCAGAUGAAAUCGUACCUCAUUAGCUCAUUGUUAUGGAUGUAUCCGGAUGUAUCCAAAUAAAUGUCACUAGAAAACGGCUUAAGCAAAUGCAGCUACUUUGUUGUUAUUCUGGCUGCACUCUUUGACGUGACUAAGUUAGCUAGCUAGCAAGGCAUAAAAACGUUGCCAGCCAGUAUGCCAAUAGAACAUUUAGAACGAACGACUGGGCCGCGUCUCUGGCAACCGAACCAAUAGAACAAACGACCAGCCGGCUUGGAUAGCAACCCUAGAUUUGUGUCGGGACUAUAUUUUGUGGAAGGAUGAAAUGGUAUGAAGAAAUUCAUAAAAAUUAUGUUUUUAAUUAAAAUAUGUAAAUCAUUAUUUGAAUGUGUUGGUAACCCGUUGUAUAAAAGUGAUAAUGCCCUCAAGCCGGUGUUUGGAGGCUAUAUUGGCACGGUUUUCGAUUUCGUCUCGGGCCUAACAACACCCGUGCCAAUAUAUCCUCCAAACACCUGCUUGAGGUCAUUAUUAUUUAAAUCAAGUCUCAUUCCUUACAUGUUUGACAAGGACAAUUUUAAAGACCGAGGAGGGCCCUGGGUCAGAUUACGCCUAUGGGGCAUCUUCAGCUGUUUUAUGAAAGGAGGACGUGGUUUUGGUAAUCAUCCCCUGUUUUAUGAAAAGAGGACUUGGUUUUGGUAAUCAUCCCCUGUUUUAUGAAAAGAGGACUUGGUUUUGGUAAUCAUCAGAUGUUUUAUGAAAAGAGGACUUGGUUUUGGUAAUCAUCCCCUGUUUUAUGAAAAGAGGACUUGGUUUUGGUAAUCAUCAGAUGUUUUAUGAAAAGAGGACUUGGUUUUGGUAAUCAUCAGCUGUUUUAUGAAAGGAGGACGGGGUUUUGGUAAUCAUCAGAUGUUUUAUGAAAGGAGGACUUGGUUUUGGUAAUCAUCCCGUUUUAUGAAAAGAGGACUUGGUUUUGGUAAUCAUCAGAUGUUUUAUGAAAGGAGGACGUGGUUUUGGUAAUCUUGUUUUUAUAUGGCGACAGAAGAAAGCAAAGUGCUGAAGUGAGUGAACGUGACUCACUAGAUGACGACGACGGGAAAUGCUGGACACUCAAACCACUGCUGUCUGAAGAGCACAGACCUCUCCAGAGCUACACGGCUCUAUUCUAACUCUGUCUCUCUUCAUCUCCUGUGAAUCUACAAUUCCAAUGGUACGAAGACACGUGAACUCUGGGGUCAUAUUUACUAGACAUGACCUUCCUCCAUAUUAAUCUGUGUUGGUUAGUUUUCCCCACUGGUCAUGUCAGUAUGUACAGUUUGAGUCCAGAUUAAGCUUCUCUAAUGUUAGAUGCUUUGUAAAAUGAAAAGGUGAAAUAUUAUAAAGCAUUUCUGUUUUCUUUGUCCUUAGAACAUUGGCACUGGAAGUAAUCAGAUGGGUUUUUUUAUUGAAUGAAGCUUUAAGUUUUACUCUUUAAAGAUGAUUAUUUAGUAAUAACUGUUAGAUCUGUAUUAGUAUGUUCUCAUUUUAUUUUAGCGUAGUAAUGUUUUUAUUUUAUUUUUUAUUCUAUGGAUGUAUUGGUUCACAAAGCCUCUUUAAUAGUUAGACCUAUAGCCUCCCCUCCUGUGUCUGUCUUUCACACAUUUCUCUUACUGUGUGGCUGUUGUCCUUAGAGAACUCUCCUUUCUCUCCUUCGGCUCUCCCCACCUCCUCCCUCUCUCCCUCACAGCCGCCUCCUCUGCUGUUCCUCCUCUCUCUCCUGUUGACACUUCCUCAUCCCUGUCCACCUCGGGAAGUAGUCCCUCUCUCCCUCCGUCCUCCAC
This is a messenger RNA of Salvelinus fontinalis (brook trout), 6340 nucleotides long. It is a transcript of the gene sema4d, whose product is annotated as sema domain, immunoglobulin domain (Ig), transmembrane domain (TM) and short cytoplasmic domain, (semaphorin) 4D. Lineage: Eukaryota; Metazoa; Chordata; Actinopteri; Salmoniformes; Salmonidae. The record is from RefSeq and is a predicted model, not a curated record. Gene Ontology annotation, molecular function: chemorepellent activity; semaphorin receptor binding. The transcript has 16 exons. Bases 416 to 3169 code for a protein of 917 amino acids. Gene Ontology annotation, biological process: ossification involved in bone maturation; negative regulation of axon extension involved in axon guidance; negative regulation of transcription by RNA polymerase II.